AUGCCGAGCUCUGCGGACGAACGAGAGACUUUUCGCCUCGAAGAAAAGAAGGGAGAGCGGUCGAAUUGGGACGAAGUAUCGCCCCCCUCCGGUAAUAAAACAUUGAGAGACGAAGUUGGGCCACCGCCCAUGAGCACGCCCUUCGAGCGUCGCGAGCAAGCCACCCGCCUACAGGAUGACCUGAUACUCGCACAGGCCGAGCGCGUGGCAUCGCGCUCCACUCAAAGCGGAGAGGGCGAAUACAGCGAGCACAACACCAUGAGCCGAACACGAUCCCGUCGCGCUGAGGCCGUCGACGAGUUCAACGAGGCUACCAACCCCCUCCACGAAAAGGCCGCGGUCUACAAACCUCCCGAGAACCCUAACACCAAGCUCUCUGCCUUUGUGAAGAAGAUACACCAGUCCAGUUUCAUCGUUCGCUACCUCACCUAUAUCAUGCCUAUGGUCCUGAUCCUCUUGGUCCCAUUGCUUAUUGGUUCGCUCAAAUAUUCCAACUCCAGCGUCGGCGGCGUGGAAUUGAUGUGGUUUUCGAUUUGGCUGGAGAUCGUUUGGUUGACCCUGUGGGCAGGGCGUGUCGUUGCAAAAUGCCUGCCAUCCGUUGCGGGCACCCUCGCCAGUAUCUUCACCAACAAUGCAAAGAAGUGGCGCGAUAUGGUCAGGCAGCUCGAAAUCCACCUCACACUUUUCCUCUGGUGGCUCGCUGUAGAGAUCUCGUUUCUACCCACGAUGAAGAAUCACCAUGUGGACGGUGAUAAGACCACGAGAAGUUGGGAGAACACGCUUAACAAGAUCAUUAUUGUUGUUUUGGUGUGGACGAUCCUAAAUUUGAUUGAGAAGGUCAUCAUCCAGCUUAUUGCUAUCAGCUUCCACCAGCGCACCUACGCUGACCGCAUUGAGAUCAACAAGUUCCAGAUCGGCAGCUUGACCAAGCUUUAUCAGUGGUCGCGCGCGCAGAUUGAUGAUAAGGACAAGGUGUUUGAGGAGAAUCACGACCAACAGACCUCCCGCAAGAACCCCCUACAGUAUGCCACUAUGGCUGGGCGCGCUGCGAGUAAAGUCGGCAACAAGGUCGGCGAUGUAGCUAAUGGCGUGGUCGCUGAUUUCACCGGCCGCCAGGCGAAGAGCAGCAGCGAUCCAUAUCAGGCUAUCCUCACCUUGCUCCGCUCUACAUCUGGCUGCCAAGUCCUAGCUCGGCGCCUCUAUCGUACUUUUGUGCGCGACGGCGACGGCUUCGACACGGUUUUCUCGGGUGACCUAAAGGAGGCGUUCGAUAGCAACGAGGAGGCGGAGGCUGCGUUCGCCAUGUUCGAUAGGGAUAUGAACGGAGAUAUCUCUAUAGAAGAGCUUAAAGCCGUGUGCGUCGACAUUGGCCGUGAGCGUAAAUCUCUCACUGCAUCACUGAAGGACCUCGACUCGGUUGUGUCUAAGCUAGACGAAGUCUUCGUGUUCUUUGUUUUCGUCAUUUCCCUUAUAGUCUUCCUCUCGCUGAUCUCGACUUCCGCUGCUGGUGUGCUUACCUCUGCUGGCUCUACAAUCCUAGCUUUAUCUUGGAUGUUCUCUACUACUGCCACCGAGUUCUUACAGUCUAUCAUUUUCGUCUUCGUUAAGCACCCAUUCGAUGUUGGUGACCGCGUCACUAUCUACGGUAACUCUGGUGACGUUGGUCUCGGUGAUGACUACUUCGUUAAGGAGAUUACCCUCCUAUAUACCGAGUUCAAGAAGAUGCAGGGCCAUGUGGUCCAGGCGCCAAACAGCUACCUCAAUACGCUUUUUAUCCUCAAUCAGCGCCGCUCGGGUGGUCUUUCUGACCCCGUUCCGAUUGUCAUCAAAUACGGAACUACUAUUAAGCAGAUGGAAGCACUUCGCCAGCGCCUACUAGAGUUUGUUCGUAGCGAGAAGCGCGAUUACCAGAGCAACAUUUUGACCGAGCUUCGCGAGGUAACUGAAAAUCUCUCAGUGACCCUCAACGUCAUAUUCUUCUACAAGUCCAACUGGCAGAAUGAGGGUCUUCGUCUGCUGCGGCGCAACAAGUUCAUCUGCAUGCUUAUGAUCGCACUUCAAGAGAUCGGCAUCGAGGGACCUCGCAUGAACCUCCAGGGUUACACAUCCGAUACGCCAUUCCACGUCCACUAUGACAACCAGCCCCCGAGGGUAUUCAAACCCAAGCACGAGAAAAACUGGGAGGCCGAAAUCCCGAUUGGCGGACCUUCCCACGCCGUGCCCGAGAACAUAGGUACCAGCGCUGUCGGCCCAGCCGGCACCCACUCCAUCCUACGUAAGGGUAUGGACUCCGUGGCCGGGAGAGCUCGCAGCCAGUCCGCCUCCCGCAAACACAUCGACUUCUCCCUGGGUAUGUCGGACUUCUCGGGCGACGUGAUGGGUGACGUCUUCGAAGACCACUCCGCGCACAUUAACGACGUCGUCCGCGACACCAACCGCGAAACUGCCGAGCGCCGCAUGCAAGAAAUUUCCGAGGAUGGAAAGGAUCGUCACAGCGAUGGUACGUCGCGACACCGUCGUCCCUCAAACCACAGCAGCCCCUCGCAGGAUAGCCGUCCCUCUGUCGACGCCCCCAGCAUCCACAGCAGCGCCUCGUCGACCCGCAACCGCUUCUUCCGGCACCAUAGAAGCAUCAGUCCCCAUUGUGAAGAUCUGGAGUCUGGUCAUACCGUCUGCCCUGAUGCCCCAACUGCGGCAGGUUGCUCUAAUGCGAAAGAUUGA
This is a messenger RNA of Penicillium egyptiacum, 2721 nucleotides long. The record is from the annotation of a GenBank genome assembly. Lineage: Eukaryota; Fungi; Ascomycota; Eurotiomycetes; Eurotiales; Aspergillaceae.